AAAAAAAUACAAACCCCUUACGCUCCUCUCUCGAAGCACGCUUCUCUGCCCCCAGCUCUCUCGCUUUUCUAUUUCUUCCGCCAAUAGAAACGGCCACGCGCCGCCAUUUUUUCUAUUUAUUUUCUUAAAAAUACGCACACGAAUACGUGUAAAUAUACGUACACCAAUGAAAUUGCUAUGUCUUAAUAACGCAACGAAGCAAAUCUAGUAAACCCCUCCCGCAAAACCAAUGUACGGAGGUUCCUCGAAGCUCGGCCGCGGAGGAGGCGGCGGCCGUGGGGGAGGAGGUCCUCGGAAUCGCUCUUCAUUCCCUCCGCCACCACUGCACCGUCCUUCUUCUGCCGCCCCAUCUGGCAGGCUCUCCCUUGGAUCCGCCCCUCGCAACCGCCCCGGUAUGGGGAGAGGUUUGGGGCCCGGACCGGCUGUGGAAGAGAGUUUUUCGCUUGUUUCUGGAAACAAUCCAUUGGCUUUUGCUAUGAUUAUAAGGUUGGCGCCAGAUUUGGUGGAGGAGAUCAGGCGGCUUGAGGCUCAAGGAGGGACGGCCAGGAUUAAAUUUGAUUCAAUUCCUACUAAUCCUACUGGGAACGUCAUUGAUGUUGGUGGCAAGGAGUUUAGAUUUACAUGGUCACGGGAAUUUGGUGAUCUAUGUGAUAUAUAUGAAGAAUGCCAAAGUGGUGAAGAUGGAAAUGGCUUGCUUGUUGAAUCUGGGUGUGCAUGGCGCAAGUUGAACGUUCAACGCGUCUUGGAUGAGUCAACAACGAACCAUGUUAAGAUGCGGUCAGAGGAAGCUGAACGCAAGCAUAAGUCACGCAAAGCCAUUAUAUUAGACCAUGGAAACCCUUCUAUGAAGAAUCAAAUCAAGCAACUAGCUGCUGCUGAGGCUAGUCCAUGGAAGUCGCACUUUAAAAAAAAGGAGCCUGCUUUUAAGAAGCGAAAAGUUGAGACACCUCAAGCUGCAGUUGGAGGCCCUCCAAGAUCUGGCUAUAAAUCUGGAUUAAUUUCAACUGCUAGUGCAAAAGUAAGACGCUCAUCUUCGCCUUUACCAUCUCCACCUGAGCGCUCUGGUGCUGCAGCAUCUCCUAUUGGAAUUGGAAAUAUCACCAAGAGUCAUGCAAGCAUUGAGGAUGUUAUGCCUCCCUUGGUGAAGAGCAAAGAAAAUGCGUUCAGCUCUGAGAAAGAAAUACCAACCAGGGCUACUAGUGCAGUGCGUGAGAUACCAGGGUGCAGAGGAAACUUUGGACCUAAGCCAAUGGACUUGCAGAGUCUGCUGAUCAGUCUACUGAAAGAGAAUCCCAAGGGAAUGAGCUUAAAGGCCUUGGAGAAAGCUGUUGGGGAUACAAUUCCAAACUCUGAACGAAAGAUUGAGCCCAUUGUAAAAAAAAUUGCAACUUUCCAAGCUCCAGGAAGAUAUUGGUUGAAACCAGGAGUGGAGUUGGAAUGCUUGAAGAACCCUUUGUCUGAAAGUGGAAGUUCACCUGAAGAUAACCAUCACCAGACUCCAGCUCCCGAAGAAAACCAUGAUCUGGCACCUGCUUCAGUACCAAGCUUGGUGGAGAAAGUUACUCACGGUGAAAUGGAGGAACAGACUCAUUUAGAUGCUAAACUUGGGGUAGAACCAAAUGUGUUAGAACAAAUUGACAUCCAACAACAUUCACCUAAUUUUGGUGGUGAGAGAAAAGCUCCUGACAAUAGUGAGGGGCCAGCAAAUAGUGCUAGUGACAGUGGCAGUGAUAGUGAUAGUGACAGUGACAGCAGUGAUAGUGGAAGUGACAGUGGAAGCCACAGCAGGAGUGGAAGCCCGGCAGCAAGUGGGAGCGGUGGUAGCAGUGAUAGUGAGAGUGAUGCUUCUUCUUCCAACAGCAAGGAAGGGUCUGAUGAGGAUGUGGAUAUAAUGACAAGUGAUGAUGACAAAGAGAACAAGCAGGAUUUACAGACCUUUGAACCAGGACUGUUGACAUCACCUAUACCAUCACAAACUGAACAUGGCAGGCCCCUGCAGAAUGGGAUGGAUGAAAAUCAGGAUGGUGAUGGAUCUGAUGCAGUUGAUAUUGAAGGCAAUGGAUCAGAUGCUGUUGACAGUGAGAAAGACUUGCCUGAAGAUGAACAGGAAAUUGGAAUGGCUGUCGAUACUAACAAAGGCGAGAAACCGGAGGAAGGAACAAAACCCUCUUCAUCUGAUCAUGAUGAACUCCAAGAGCAUCAAAAUUUCAUAGGAAAUCUGUUUGAUGAUAUGGAAAAUAUUAAGCAUAGCAUCAGCCAUGAACAAUCUGAUAACUCUGAGAAGUUACACAAAGAUAAAUCUAAAAGAGUAUCUGAUCUGAAGCACUUUGAUGAGAAGUCUGAACGUUCUAAAAGAUUGAAGUCUGAAAGCAUGUCUCAACCUCCUGUUUCUGGGAGUAGAGAUUCAGAUUUCUUUCACAAUUUUUCUCCUGGUAGACCCAUAGAUGAGCCUUACCAAAGCUCUUCUGUUCAAAUGAUGAAUAAAGGUGACAGAGAAGAAAUUGCUGAUUUUGGCUCUCAAAAGGGAUACAAUCAGGUGUUUCCCAGAAAAACGAGUUCAGAUUUUCAUCAAUUUGGUCGUAGGCCAUCUGAUCAAGGUACUACGGCAAAAGCUAGUAAUACAGCAGAAAGGCCUAUAAAACAUACCAAGAGCUCUGGACAUGGUAGUAAGUUCUCUGAGAAGAAUGUGCAUGAAGGUUAUUUAAUCCAAAAGGAUAACCCUUCUAGGGACAUUCAAAAUGAGGAUGGCUUAAUUAAGGAAAAAAAGUUAGUGAGAAAUCCCAGGGAAGGUGGUGCUGGAGGUAAAACUGCUGUGCCCUCUGAUUUCCAUCACAGGAAACAUGCUGAGAUUGUUGGAAAGAUCAAGGACACUGAACAAAUUUCUAGCUCAUAUAUUAAUUCUUCCCCAAAGGAUAACAGCAGGAUCACUGCAGAUAGAUAUCCUGCUAAUGGGAAAAGCAGUGUUCUCCAAAGAGAGCUUUCACACUUGGAGUUAGGUGAGAUCCGUGAGCAGGUUGAGGAAACUUCAAUAAAGAAGCAAUUUGAGAGAAAAAGUUCCUUUAAACAGUCAGGUAGUAGACCAGGCACCUCAGAGAACUUUAAUCCAGAUAUAAGCAGGGGCAAACCCGUCGGGAAGACAAAAUGGGAUUCAGGAAAGUCAUCUCCACCCCACCUAAGCGAGCUUAAAAGAACCCCAGAGCAUCAUGUUGAAGAUUUAACAAGAUCGCAUCAGAGGUUUGUGCAGUCUCAGCAGCAACAUCUCUCAAGAGUAGACCAUCCAGAAGUUGGGUCCCAGUGUAACAAAUUGGCAGAUACGAGUGGUAAAACCAGACAAACUGAAAUUGGUGCAAAACUGGGAGUUGGCCCGGAGAGUUAUGGUGAAAGCCAUAAGAAAGCACCAGCCAGUGCCCCACAACAGCAGGAAUCUAAAAGGGGAUCAGUUUCCCAUUUCAUGAAGGAAAGUAAAAUGCCAACAUCUAAUAAAAUGGUGGAUGUGACUGAUAUGCGUAAGGAUACAAUUUUGACAGAGGGCAAUAUAAAUGGUCGAAAGAAAAGGGGGUCUUUUCCUGAUGAAGACUGUUCCCCUUAUUCUAAGUAUGAAAAGGAUGAGCCAGAGCACAGGGGUCCAAUCAAGGAUUCAUCUCAGUAUGAAGAAUAUAUGAAUGAGUUUCGUGAAAAAUAUGAAUCUUACAAAGACUUGGACAAGAUCCUACAGACCUACAGGAAUGACUUCGAAAAGCUGGGUAAAGACCUCGAAUAUUCGAAAGAUAGGGACAAGGAGAAAUAUUAUAAGACCUUGGAGCAAAUGCAGGAGUCUUAUCACCAGUGUGGAAUGAGACAUAAAAAACUCAAGAAAAUAUUUGUUGUGCUCCACUUUGAACUGAAGAACCUUAAGCAGAGGCUUGUAGAGUACGCUCAGUCAUUUUCAAUGGAUUGAUAGUGAAUUAUUCCAAACUUCUUAUCCAACAGUCUGGAUCGUCUUUGCUCAUACCUAAGCUGCAAUCAGCGAAACCUAUUUCACCAUUGCCUUGCAGGGCAGUCAUUCUUGCAACAGUGAUGUGUUGCUUAGCUAAAUUCAGAUUGGAGUUCUUGCAAAUGGUUAUAAAGGUGAUAAGAUCGUGUCACAUUCUGAUCCAUGGUACAAAAGGGAUUGAAGGUGCAAUGUGUAAUAGGCUCUACCCAAACUGGGUGUGUAUAAGGUGUAGAAUUUUGGCUUUUGGCCCCCAAUUUUGUUCUAGAUUCUUUUGACAGCUUGGUUUAAUCUUGCUUGCAACCAACAAUUUACUUCAAUGUGUAUACAAAUGGUUGGAAAAAUAAAAAGAAAAAAAAAAGUUGUUCACCCAUUGUCUAGACUAGAGAAAAUAUUUAGUACAAUGCAAUUUUGCCCCUGCAACAAAAUGGUUUAAUAAUGCCAGAAACGCAUUUAUGGCUGCAACCUGCCAAUCCGCCACUUUUCUUGUUGAGUGAAUGGGUAUUAAGGUAUAGCAUGUCAAAAGCAAAUAUGCAAACUUGGGCAUUUAUGUCAUACACAGCCAUAGUUUUGCUCCUUCGAGUACAAAAAAUCUGGAAGGGAAGAAUUUCUUGUUUGUCACGGUCAUAAGCAACAAUUUCACAGUCCGAAACAAGUGUUUUGGUAAGGACUUCUU
Molecule: messenger RNA, 4646 nt
Organism: Durio zibethinus
Lineage: Eukaryota; Viridiplantae; Streptophyta; Magnoliopsida; Malvales; Malvaceae
Source: RefSeq, a predicted model, not a curated record